Messenger RNA from Penaeus chinensis, 702 nucleotides. Its product is annotated as acanthoscurrin-2-like. Lineage: Eukaryota; Metazoa; Arthropoda; Malacostraca; Decapoda; Penaeidae. The record is from RefSeq and is a predicted model, not a curated record. The transcript is spliced from 3 exons. The annotation marks the transcript as partial.
GGAGGAGGAGGAGGAGGAGGAGAGGGAGGAGGAGGAGGAGGAGGAGGAGAGGGAGGAGGAGGAGGAGGAGGAGGAGGAGGAGGAGGAGGAGGAGAGGGAGGAGGAGGAGGAGGAGGAGAGGGAGGAGGAGGAGGAGGAGGAGGAGGAGGAGGAGAGGGAAGAGGAGGAGGAGGAGGAGAGGGAAGAGGAGGAGGAGGAGGAGAGGGAAGAGGAGGAGGAGGAGGAGGAGGAGGAGGAGGAGGAGGAGGAGGAGAGGGAGGAGGAGGAGGAGGAGGAGGAGAGGGAGGAGGAGGAGGAGGAGGAGGAGGAGAGGGAGGAGGAGGAGGAGGAGGAGGAGGAGGAGGAGGAGAGGGAGGAGGAGGAGGAGGAGGAAAGGGAAGAGGAGGAGGAGGAGGAGGAGGAGGAGAGGGAGGAGGAGGAGGAGGAGGAGGAGGAGGAGGAGGAGGAGGAGGAGAGGGAGGAGGAGGAGGAGGACGAACUUUAACAAAUAAAAUUCGGAAACUGUCAAAGGCUUACUGUUGGCACUCCACCCUCCACAGGGUAAGCAAAAGGCAUAACCUCUCCAACCCGGCGGCAGUGGUGGGCGGUCCCUGCCUGACGAAGCGCGUGCUCGCACUGCUGCAGAUAAUACAAGGCAGCAUCAAGGGCGCCGCAAUGCUCGUAUCAGUCUGUGAUCUACCACGUAUUGGUAUCCAAAUCUAA